Molecule: messenger RNA, 2808 nt
Organism: Spizellomyces punctatus DAOM BR117
Lineage: Eukaryota; Fungi; Chytridiomycota; Chytridiomycetes; Spizellomycetales; Spizellomycetaceae
Exons: 4
Coding region: 1753-2649 (298 amino acids)
Source: RefSeq, a predicted model, not a curated record
CAGUGUUGAAAUGAGACGGUAAAUGUUGGUAUGUUGACGGCAGAGUAUCAGCAAAAGGUGAGGCAAACGAGAAAGGAAAGUAGCCGCCGGCAAGUUGAGGACUUUGAUACAGGCCAUUGGCCGUUCCAUCAGUGUCCAAAGGACUCGGCUCGGCUCGGGCUAAACCCAUCUUUUGUAUUUCCCGAGUAUCCACGGGAAUGUUGAACGGAUCUGGUGGUAUAAUGGAUGACAGUGCGGACACGGCUGAAGUUGCUGAAGCAGGAUAGUGACGAGAAAAUUCAUACGUAGGGUCGUAUCGUGACCGGCUGCCAGUGCCUGCACGAGCGCCAACCAUCCCUCCAACCAAUCCUUUACUCCCUGUAGUCUUUGACUCCAAAAUGUUGAUCAGGCCAAUUUGGCAAAUAGCCCCCCACGGCGCAAUGUACCCGCAGUUGCCAAUGUCUUCUCUGGUCCAUUUUACAUGAUUCAGAUAGUGAUGAAGGGAAGCCACUGCCGGUAAAAAAUCUCUCGAUCCAGCAAGCUCAACAAGGCGCUCAAAUGCUUCACAAACGAUGGGAUCCAGAGGAACCGACAAAUCUAGUACCAGGCGAGCAAGAUCUUCAAUCUCUCGAAUGUCAUGAAUGUGACGGGCAGAUGAAAAGAUUGGUGGCGGCUCAAGCAUUGUUUGGGGGGCGACCUUGUUGUCCGAGAGGGAAUGGAAUAGAGGUUAUGUCGCGGCUGUUCCGGGUAUGUGUUUGCGGGUACCUUGAAAGUUUAUACAGGUCUGGUUGGUUAGGACGUUGCUCAAUGAGGAUCUGAAUACGACAGGAAACCAAUGAAUAAGUAAGUUCGACCAUAGGCAGAAUAAUGAGGCGUAAGAGGGCGCCGGUCUGCGGUACCUUUUCAAAAGCUAACAAACAAUACUUUCCAAAUCGUUUCAAUGCUGAGGAUGGUGGUGCUCUCUGGUCCGAGGAAUAGGGGUGUUAUAUGAAGGGAGCGGUUGCUGUCGAAUGUUCUGAUUAUACUUGGCUCGUCGAGAAAUGUUGAGAAAACACCGUUAAAGGCACAGGUACAAGUUGAUAGUUAGGAGAGUUGGGAGCAGUCUCGGAACAAUACCCCCAGCGCAUGCCACCCUCGAGUUAAAGAGUGACCCCAAGGAAUGAAAAAAGGUGAACAAAACGAGCGCGUAAUUAUGGGAUUCCCAAAAUUUCGGCCCAUCACUUCCCGUGACAUUUGGAAUAGGGGAGAUUGUUUGUAUUAUCGAUAUGCUUGUUCAGCUUCCCAUGGAAUUUUUGCGGGUCUAUCGGUAUGUACCUUUGAAUUGAACAAGGCCCGCUUCGCGCCGUCAUUCAAUUUCUGGAUUGGGGGUCUGAAGACCUAGACGAGUAGUGAACAGACGCGCGGUUGCUGACAUAAUCAUAUUAUUGAGUUCGAUUCCAAUGCAUUGCAUCAUGUGAUCUUGUUGCUAUGACAUGUACCCUGAGCUCGUUUGCCAACCCUGAUGCGAAAUCCCGUUGGGUAUCUAAAGCGGCUCCAACAAGUAUUUUGCCGUCAUCUUUACUCCAAUUUUCCUUACUUCUGAACGAAUCCACGUAAUUUCUUUACCUGGUUGAAUUCUUAAACCUUAUCGUCCCUCCUUGUCUAGAUUGAGCGAGCAUUAUUGCAGACGCUGUCUCUUGACUGCUGUCUUUAGGAUUAUAAGAGCAUACCACUGACCGCCGCAUCGUACUCGUAUUUCAUACACACAUACCCAUACUACACAAUCGUCAUACCAUGUCCUCAGAAAAUCUGAAUGGCCGACUGGGACAUCUCACUCCCCAGCAAGAGGAGACGCUAGCGCAAUUCAAGAAGGAAUUGGAGGCGGAAGGAUAUUAUGAUCCAGAAAAGAAUGACGAUCAUAGCCUGCUUCGUUUCCUUCGCGCUCGGAAGUUUCUGAUUCCUGCGGCAAAAAAAAUGUGGAUUGAUUACCAGAAUUGGCGCAAGGAAUUUGGAACGGACGACAUACUGCAUAAUUUCGACUUUCCCGAAUAUCCCGUGGUGAAGAAGUUUUAUCCGCGAUUCUACCAUAAAACGGACAAGCUCGGUCGUCCAAUUUAUAUUGAACAGCUUGGCGGUGUGGAUGUCAAGCAGCUGUUUGCGGUUACAAACAUUGACCGGAUGUUGAAGAACCAUGUGUACGAGUACGAGAAACUUGUUCAUUACCGGUUGCCUGCUUGCUCAAAGAAGGCUGGUCGCUACCUCGAGCAAAGCUGUACAAUUCUGGAUCUGAAGGGAGUGUACAUUACCCAAUUCCCCAGCGUUGCAAACUUGGUCAAGCAAGUAUCGACGAUUGCUCAAAAUUACUAUCCGGAAAUGUUGGGCAAAAUGUACAUCAUCAAUGCCCCCAUGCUCUUCACUGGAGUAUGGUCGGUCGUCAAAGGAUUCCUUGAUGAGGUAACGGUCAGCAAGAUCAAUAUUCUGGGUUCAAGCUACAAGUCAAAAUUGCUGGAGACGAUCGAUGAAUCUUCUUUGCCAAAAUUCUUUGGAGGAACUUGCGAAUGUGCUGGUGGAUGCCAACAUGCAGACCAGGGCCCGUGGAAUGAUGGGACGGUGGAAGGAUAUCCACAAGAGGAGUUAGAGAAGUUUAAUCGGCUUUACGGACCCAAUGUGGGGACAGUUGCCAAGAGCUAGAGGAGGAUACAAGCCCCAAAAUUUACAAAUGGAUAUUGUAUCAGUUUAUCAAUACUAUACCAGUAUUGGCACCCGUGUAGAAAGCCGCAAGCUCCAUCAGAGCACUUCAGUAAACCAAUUGUUGACAACAGUAUCUAAUCGUCAUCAGAGUCAUUGUCC